Molecule: messenger RNA, 331 nt
Organism: Dentiscutata erythropus
Lineage: Eukaryota; Fungi; Glomeromycota; Glomeromycetes; Diversisporales; Gigasporaceae
Source: the annotation of a GenBank genome assembly
GUACGAAAAAGGUUAUCUCAUUGAAAAACUGAGCGAAUCAAUAAGCUUAACUUAUACUAUCAUGAAAGGACCGUUUAAAUCCAAAGAUUUAUCACUGAUAGAAAAUUUUGAACUUAGCAAAAGCGGAACGAUUUAUUAUGCGUCCACAUCUGUCGAGACUCUAAAAGCACCGUUUUUGAAUUACGAAAGCCGAGAAAAAUUAAAACUCGGUGGCUGGAUACUUAAACCUGUAUCUAAUUCACCACCUUGUACAAAAGUAAUAUACGUUAUUCAAAUGAAUGGAGUAUUGCCUUUUGACACUUCUAAAACAUAUCUGGCUAGGCGACCUCUC